AUGGUAUUUGAACCUCCUUCUGAGCUUUUAUCCCUUGGAAUUUCAAGCUGUAAGGAGCUAAGAAAGGCAGAAAGAACAAACAAGUUUGUCCAUUUUGAAGAUGGCUUUCCUACAGAGGCUCUUAUUAGCCCUGCUUAUCAUAGCAUGCACCAUGGGAUCAGAGAUGGAACUAGUUCUCGGGGACCUUGGCACCGCCACUUCUUACUCUCCUCCAUACACACGUACGUAGUGAACAAUUCUCAGUUGAAUCAUCAUGCCGCUACCUCUCCUUGCACGUCGUGCAUUGUGAGGGUAACGAUUACUGAGCGACACACCCUUCUUAAGGCGUUACUCGCCCUUUAA
Oldenlandia corymbosa var. corymbosa is the source of this 342-nucleotide messenger RNA. The record is from the annotation of a GenBank genome assembly. NCBI's taxonomy places the organism in Eukaryota, Viridiplantae, Streptophyta, Magnoliopsida, Gentianales, Rubiaceae.